AUUGAAUUCAGCCAAGUGGGUCUCCCACCUAUUUUUGUCUUUCAAAAGCUCUCCAAUCCAAUGAACUAAAAGCUGCCCAUUACGGCUUCUUAGCAUAGUGACCGUCAGAUUUUUAUUUUUAGCAAAUUGGUGGUGGGUUCAUCGGUAUCACUCAUAUCUCCAGAGGAUAAGACGAUAACAUCUCUCUUAACACUCACUGUUUCGCUCAACCUCCACCCUUUCUUCUUUUCUAAUCUCUGCCUCCAUAGCCAAAUUACUUGCUUCACUUACCACAAGUAAGUAUCCCACAAAAAAGAAGUUCCCUUUUUCUCCUUUUCGAUGAUCCCUCUCCUUUCCCUCCGGUUCCCCGCCUCUCCCUCCUCCGCUCUUUUCCACUUCAGCCCAUCUCCUCCUUUCUCCUCUCGCUUUACUAAAUCCCCUUUUCGCCGCUUUCUUCCUCCGACGAAACCCUCCCUUUCCACCAAUUCUUUCAGCUCUACUUCCCAACAGCUUGGACCCCAAGGCCCUCAAAACCAGCAGCCUCCCAGAACUCUAUUCCCUGGUGGCUACAAACGUCCCGAGAUCAAGGUCCCUAAUUUUGUUCUCCAGUUGGACCCCAACGACGUCUUGGCUGACGACAAUGCGCUCGAUUUCAUUGACAAGGCCGUCUCCAAAUGGGUUGGCCUUGUAGUGCUCAAUGGUGGUGAAGGAAGUGGCGGCAGGGUUUAUGAAGCUGCCCGUUCGUUAAAAGCGGUUGUUAAAGAUCGCGCUUAUCUUUUGAUCGCGGAGCGCGUUGACAUUGCCGCCGCUGUCGGUGCUAGUGGCGUGGUCCUCUCUGAUCAAGGCCUUCCUGCCAUAGUCGCAAGAAACACAAUGAUGGAUUCAAAAUCAGAUUCUGUCUUUCUCCCUUUGGUAGCUAGGACCGUGCAAUCUUCAGAUUCUGCUUUAAAUGCUUCAAGUUCUGAAGGUGCUGAUUUUCUUAUAUAUGAUCUGGGUCAAGAAGAGCACGCCAAUACGGCAAUGAAGGCUGUCUAUGAAAAUGUGAAGAUACCGAUCUUUGUUGUUAAUAAUAAUUCACAAGCAGAGGUGCCAUCAUAUACUGAGUUGACCAAGAUUUUCAAAUCAGGUGCUAGUGGUGUAGUUUUGUCAUUGGAAGAUUUGAGGUUGUUUACCGAUGAUGUUUUGAGCGAGUUUUUUAACACUGUAUAUACAACUAAUAACAAACGUCAGGAUGAGAGCAUCGUUGAACUAGAAAUGGCGGAUAUCGAUCGUGGCUCUCACCAGAAAGUGGGUGUGGCGGGUUUUAUUAAAGUGGAAGAUAGAGAAAAACAACUUAUCGAGAAGGAGAGAUCAGUGUUAACCAAAGCAAUAAAUGUCUUCCAGAAAGCUUCACCUCUGAUGGAGGAGAUUUCACUUCUUAUUGAUGCUGUUGCUCAGAUUGAUGAGCCAUUUCUACUGGCUAUAGUGGGUGAGUUCAAUUCUGGUAAAUCCACUGUCAUUAAUGCUCUUCUUGGGGAAAGAUACCUCACGGAGGGGGUUAUUCCCACGACUAAUGAAAUCACUUUUUUGCGCUAUUCUGAGUUGGACCGGAAGGAUAUGCAGCGUUGUGAAAGGCACCCAGAUGGUCAACUAAUAUGUUACCUUCCUGCUCCAAUUCUUAAAGAAAUGAAUAUUGUUGAUACACCAGGGACCAAUGUGAUUCUUCAAAGGCAACAGCGCCUGACUGAGGAAUUUGUGCCUCGUGCCGAUUUGCUCUUUUUUGUUAUUUCUGCAGAUCGCCCAUUAACUGAGAGUGAGGUUACUUUUCUUCGUUAUACUCAGCAGUGGAAGAAGAAAGUUGUGUUUGUUUUGAAUAAAUCUGAUCUUUAUCAGAAUACGCAAGAGCUAGAGGAGGCAAUAUCAUUCAUCAAAGAGAAUACAAAGAAGUUGCUAAACACAGAAGACGUGACAUUAUAUCCGGUGGCUGCACGAUUAGUUCUUGAAGAAAAGCUUUCAGCUACUUCUGAUGUUGGAAAAAAAUAUAGAGAAAUUGUGUUCGCUGAAUCAAAUUGGAAAACCAGUAGUUUUUACAAGCUUGAAAACUUCUUGUAUAGUUUUUUAGAUGGAUCAACUAGUAGAGGAAUGGAGAGAAUGAAGCUCAAACUUGGAACACCAAUUGCAAUUGCUGAGCGAAUACUUUCAGCUUGUGAAACUCUUAAUAGAAAAGAUUGUGAGUCUGCAGAGCAGGACUUGUCUUCUGCAAAUGAAAUUAUUGAUAGCGUGAAAGAGUAUGUAAUAAAGAUGGAAAAUGAAAGCAUCUCUUGGAGAAGACGAACUUUAUCAGCGAUUGAUGCUACAAAAUCACGUAUUCUGGAUCUCAUAGAAUCUACCUUACAGUUAUCGAAUCUUGAUGUUGUCGCUUCCUUUUUACUCAAGGGGGAAUCGUCCACCACACUGCCCGCCACUUCAAGGAUUCAAAAUGAAAUACUUAGUCCUGCCAUUGCUGAUACACAAAACUUACUUGGAGAUUAUGUGACAUGGUUACAAUCAAAUAAUGCACGUGAAGGAAGGGCUUAUAAGGAAUCUUUUGAGAAAAAAUGGCCCUCCAUUACCUUCUCAGACAAAAAUUAUCCUCUGGAGACCUAUGAAUUGCUGAGAAAGUUGGAUGAACUCAGCUUGAAAGCGAUAGAGAACUUAAGUGCCAAUGCUACUUCCAAACAAUUUGAGCGCGAAGUUCGUGAAGUGUUCUUGGAGACUUUUGGUGGACUUGGAGCAGCUGGUUUGUCAGCUUCACUUCUAACAUCUAUAUUACCUACCACCUUAGAAGAUCUUCUUGCUCUCGGCCUGUGUUCUGCUGGCGGGUUUAUAGCCAUUUCAAAUUUCCCAGCCCGUAGACAAGGAAUAAUAGAAAAGGUGAAAAAGACAGCUGAUGCUUUAGGACAAGAGCUUGAAGAUGCAAUGCAGAAGGAUCUUCAAGAAACCACCCAGAAUUUGGAAAAGUUUGUAAGAAUUAUCGGGGAGCCUUAUCGAGAUGCUGCGCAAAAUAGACUGGACAAACUUCUAGAGGUAAAAGAUGAACUAUCAAAUGUGAGGGGAACACUUAAAAUGCUGCAAGUAGAAAUUCAAAAUCUUCAUGUAUCAUAACACCAAUAUAAUGGCUAGAAGUCGAGGGCGGGUUGUAUAUGUAACGGCGUUAUACCAUUUCUAGAUCCCAGUUCUUGGGGUCUCAAGUGUACAAUAGCUUCAUGCACUAAUAAAAAAAAAAUAAGCAUGUUUUUCCCCAAUAA
Molecule: messenger RNA, 3245 nt
Organism: Gossypium raimondii (Peruvian cotton)
Lineage: Eukaryota; Viridiplantae; Streptophyta; Magnoliopsida; Malvales; Malvaceae
Exons: 11
Coding region: 319-3102 (927 amino acids)
Biological process (GO): thylakoid membrane organization
Cellular component (GO): chloroplast membrane
Molecular function (GO): GTP binding
Source: RefSeq, a predicted model, not a curated record